This is a messenger RNA of Poecile atricapillus (Black-capped chickadee), 6160 nucleotides long. It is a transcript of the gene HSD17B2, whose product is annotated as hydroxysteroid 17-beta dehydrogenase 2. The coding region runs from base 3463 to 4440 and encodes 325 amino acids. The transcript has 8 exons. NCBI's taxonomy places the organism in Eukaryota, Metazoa, Chordata, Aves, Passeriformes, Paridae. The record is from RefSeq and is a predicted model, not a curated record. Gene Ontology annotation, molecular function: oxidoreductase activity.
GUAGAAAUAAAUGGUUUUAUGAUGUAGGCUCAUUUGCAUGAAUCUCAAAUCCAGGUGGGGAAGGUCUUUAAGGCAGGCUCUAAUUCUGCAGGUGUGCAUGUUUAAAAACAUGGUUGUGAGUAUUUCUUUCUUUACUUGCGUGUGAAUAUCUGUGUUUAUUUUUAGCAAUGUGCAUAAGUGUCUGUGAGUUUGGGCUCUUGGGGAACGUUUUGGCCUAAUGGGUCUCAGGACUGUCAUUCAGCAACCUAUUAAAUCGUCUGUAUAGUUUUAUGAGUGGAUAGUCGCAGUGAUUUUAAUGGGAUUAAAUUUGCUUACAUCCAAGCAGUUUUUGAGUCAGGGUGAAGGUUACUGCAUGAUAAAAAAUAUUUAAGAUGGACAAUAUAAUAAAGGGAAGCAAACCAACAAAAAAUUACCUCGAAUACACAGAUUUUCCACAGCCAGUGGAUUGCCCAGAGAAAAAAACACCAUUUAACUAAAAUGCUGCCUGCCACAGAACCAUCAAAGGCCCACCAGUUCCUGAAAGGGACCUUGAGAUGUCAUUUGUCCCCCUGCUCCAUGGCAGGAUCAUCUGUCACCAAGGCAUUCCUGACAAUUGUAACCAUUUACAAGCAGCUCAAAAAUGGCUGAAAAACGCCAGGAAUGGGAACGUCCUUCAGAUCUCAGCACUGAAGGGGAAAUCGGGGACAUCCGGGACGGAGCAUUCAAUCACAACCAUAAUGAAAAACCUCCCUACAGAACCUGAAAAUGCAGAGCCCUGACCCAAGGCACAAAAGAACAGGAAGCACUGGCAGCAGGAGCUCUCAGGAGCCACAGCUGAAAAAAGCCUGAAUCAGCAGGCAAAACAGAUAAAAUAGUAAAUUGACAUGUUCUGUUGGAAAUUAUAACUUGAAAUGAAAAACAAAUCUGUGACUAGCAGAGAAAGCUGAAACAGAGAUUGGAUGUGUAGGAAAAGAGCUUCAUGCUUCUAGACAGUGUAAUUGAUGUUCCACUUGGGACAGAAUAUCAGUGGUAUCCAGUGGGGACAGCAGCUGUUGGAUAUGACACGUGGUACUUCUGGCUGAAGGGAAAAUGCUGAAAGGAAAAAAUACUGACUAUUAAAUUGUUGGAAAUAACGAGCAAAGAAAGCUCAUGGGAAAAGUGGCCAAAGAAUUGAAAAUCAAUGCAGGAUGAGGUAACAGAGACAUGCCUGAAAACCUCAUGGUUUGAACUGGAAGUUUUUACUAUGCUGGAAAGUCACAGAGGCUUAAAAAAAUUAUAUACAUCAGGAAAAUCACUGAACUCAAAAGGGAGCCAUGAAAAGCAAAGACAGAAGAGAGCUCAUUACCAAGGCAGAACCAAGGAAGAGCUUGGUGGUGUAUUUCAAAGAAGUUGUGACCAGGUUGGGCUUCACCACGUUUCAAAGGAACUGGGGAACCUGAACCUGUCUUCUGCUCUUUUUUUUUGUGUUAAGAACAGCAACCAAAAGCACAGGCUGCAUCCAUCAUGCUGAAAAACACAGCCAGCACAGUGUGACAGGACAAGAGCUUCAAGAAAUGGGGAGGAACUAAGUGAAUGUCUUUCAAGAAGUGAUUUAGCCUCCAGAAUGGGAGUGUGGAGGCAAGAAUUUGAGGUCUGUGAUAAAGGUCCUGCACACUGGAGGGGUGUCCUUGCUUUGUCCUGGGGACAGUGUUCUGCAGGGAUACUACAGCAGGUGAAAGGUGCUGUGACUGGAGGAUUUGAAGGAAGGCAAGCUGAAUUUUUAGAGACUGGCUGUUCAUGUUGCUGAUUACCAUGGAGUGAUUGUUCUCCAGGAAAGCCAUCUUCUUUUGCCAUUGAAGAGCUGACUUUCCAGAGUCACCAUGUAUCAUGAAGAGAUUUAGAUGGUAGGGCACAUGUGAGAUCUGCAAAGUCCCCAGGAGAAACAUCAGGAACAGGCACAGAGAUCAGAGUGCUCAGUGAGGGUGAGCAAAGGCACAGCUGCCAGGAGGAUGCUCAGGAUCAUUUCUCUGCUGCUGUUUGCCACUGGCAUGGACUGACUCUGGAAUCAGGGUCCAGACUUUAGUACAGGCUCUGCAGUUUGCCAUGGUAUCAAGGGACAGUUAUUGUGAGAUGGCUUUGCAAAGCCAUCCUCUUCUCUUGGAAGAAAGAACAGUCCUGGCAAGGGUAGGGUGAGCUUAGCCCCAAAUCAAUUAACUUAAAUCCAUUCUUGUUGUAACACAGAUGUCAUGGUGAUGCAAAAUCCUGACAAUUUGGAGGAAUUCCUUUUUCCAGGAAACUAUAAGAAGAAGGCUGGAGGCGACCACUCCUGCCCCUCAUCCCACUAUGGAAAAGCUUCAUCUCACUGUACCCUCAAGUGUGAGAGCUCAUGCUCUAAAUGCCAGCACAUUUGUGAUCAUCUAAAUCAUGUGCCAAAGACCAGUGAUGGAGAGAGCAAAAUUCCCCAGGAAAAUAUUUAAGAAGACACCUUAAUGGACAGCAAGGAGGAUGGGUGAAUGACUGUUCACAAGAGUAACGAAUGAUGAGCGGACCUUGAGGGUGAUGUUCCUUUAAGAAAGUCACUUCAUCUCUGAUGUAAACUACCUACAGAGGUAUGUAAACAUUUUCACUGGCUGGUAAAGUGUAUAUUCAACAGAUUUGUAAUCUCUUAAAACCCCAAAGGCAUAAUGGAAUGGGAAUGUGCUCUGUUUCAUGUCAGGUUUGCACCACAUGCUUCAAUUUUUCACAUCUGAAAUCAGAUAGAUCAGCACCGUGUUGCCUUGGAAAACCAGCUACCGCAUGUUAGCCCGCUCUGUGGCAACGUAGGCUUGUUCUCAAAUCAGUCACUAGGGAUUUUUAAACUGGGUUAAAUAUGCAUGGCUCAUUUGUAUCUCAAUCCCUUUGGCUGGCUGGCUUUUAACUUUCUUUUAUUGUUUAAAUAACUUUCAGAAAAACACAGUGGCUAUUAAAUCUCUUUAAUGUAUUUGAUAACUUUUCCCCCUGCACAACUUGCUAUGGCUCUCAAGGCAGUGAUUCCUGUCAAAACCAAGGUGAAUGUCAUCACUGGAGGUUAGCUGAAGACUUCAUCUUGUGUGCCCCUCAUGGCAAACCAGCAAUCACCUCUUCCCAGCCUCCCAGCACCCUCUGCAUGUCAAUUUGCUGCAGGUAUUUGCUGAAUGUGGAGCAGCCAAAUAGGCAAAGGUGGACAUUAAAGCAGAGAAGGUAAUUUGGGGCUUUUUGUUGAAAGAGGAGGGUUAUCCACAUGUGAUAAAGCCCAAGAUAGUUUGUGUUCCAGAGAUUAAAUAACCCUGGCCUGACUCAUUUUUUGUCACUGCCCAUCAAAAACCAGUUCCACUGAAGCUACACCCUAAGUUUUUUAAGCAGGAAAGCCCAACUAUUCCUCAUAAAGGAAACUGUUCCUUUUCUCACUGUCUAGGAAAGUGUACUUUAAAGACAUAAAAAGAAUAUAGCAGUUAAUCUUUUCCUGGAGCCAGCGCUUGCUACAUCAUGUCCAUUCCCGGCGCUGUCAAUCAUUAUCCAGCCAGCACAUUGUUCAGAAGGUGGAGCUGUCAGGCAGAAGGAAUGAAAGGAAGUGACACUGGGAUUGGACAUGCACUGGCUAAAUACCUGGACAGUUUGGGUUUUGUUGUGUUUGCUGGGGUUCUGAACAAGGACGGCCCUGGGGCGGAGGAGCUGCGGCGCUCCUGUUCCCAGAGACUCUCUGUCCUGCAGCUGGACAUCACUGACACCACUCAGGUCAAGGAGGCCUAUCUGAGAGUCUCAGAGAAGGUGCAAAAUGCAGGACUCUGGGGUGUCGUGAACAAUGCAGGAAUCCUGGGCUUCCCUGCUGAUGGGGAGCUGCUCCCCAUGAGCACCUACAGGCACUGCAUGGAGGUGAAUUUCUUUGGGGCUGUGGAGGUGUCCAAGACCUUCUUGCCGUUGCUCCGGAAAUCGCGGGGGAGGCUGGUGAACAUGUCCAGCAUGGCAGGAGGCAUUCCACUACCGAGGUAUGCUGCGUACGGGGCAUCCAAAGCAGCUCUGUCCAUGUUUUCUGGAGUAAUGAGGCAAGAGCUUUCCAAAUGGGGCAUUAAAGUCACGGCAAUUCAUCCAUCAGGCUUCAGAACAGGUAUCGAAGGCACGGCUGAGCAGUGGGAUAAACAAGAGAAGGAGCUGAUGGAGAACCUCCCUGCAGACACCAGGCAGGCCUAUGGAGAGGAGUAUCUCCUGGGGCUGAGGAAUUACCUCCUCCACCUGCCCUCCCACUGUGCCCCCGACCUGUCCCCCGUGCUGGGCGCUGUCCUGCAGGCCCUGCUGGCCAGGAGACCCCAGGGCCUUUACACCCCUGGCAAGGGGGCUUACAUCCCCCUCUGCAUCUUCUGCUGCUUCCCCCUCUGGUUCUACGACUUCUUCAUUAGCAGGAUGCUGAGUGCUGGCUCUGUACCAAGGGAGCUGAGAGCAUCAGGAGAUGAAGGCAAGAACCUCUGAGGUGUCCACUGGUGUUUAUCUCCCUGGAUGAGGUAGCUGGGAAGAACUCUGUAAGGACAUUGCUACUUACUGUGCUUUGUUAAGUUGCAUUGACACUGCCCUGCAAAGAGGGAAAUCUUUGUGUUGAGGAUAAUGUUUGUGGAAAAGCAGUGGAUAAACAUAAACAGAAGACUAUUCCAAGAUGGGGCAUUUUUUGAGGAAUUUCAGUGUUUUCCUGUUGUCUUUGUGUCCUGCUUUCUGUGUAAGGUACCUCAUGAAAUUAUAUAGUUCCUGUCUGCUUCUAAAGGCAUCUCCAACUCAGAGAGAUGCAGAACAUGUUUUGUUAAAGCAAAACAAAAACCCCUAGAGAAUCACCAACCUUAAAUCUUGUAAGAAGUUAAAUAUAUUCCUAUUGUUGAAGAGACUUAGAACUGUGUAAUGCAAGUCUUUUUCUCUACAUCUUCAGCCUAAUAUAUUUGGGUCUGGUGUUUUCAUUCUGUUGCUGUUGAACCUGAGAAAUGAUUGUCCUUUCCCCCCUAAGUUUUGUAAUGUAGUGUUUUAAAGUUUGUAAUUUAUUCUCUUUGCUAGAAUAAGCAACAGAAAUUAUUUGGCAUGGGGGGGUGGGGAAAUGAAUGCAAACAGAUCACGAUCUUUAUGAAGAGAGGAACAAUUUCCUUCCUACAGUAAUAAAAAUAGUCCUAGUGGGUGUAUCAGCUGCUAAUUUGGUCUGUCUGAGUCAUUCUGUGCAUUGCCUGUAUAUGCUUGUGCUUAUCUAAUUGUUAGUAAACUCUGAUGUCACUUCUUUUUAUACAAUUUCUUACUCAAGUCUGGGUUUACAAAGAAUUAAUGUUUUUUUCCCACUUCUCCUGAUACCUUCUUGUGUCUCCCUCUGCUUUGGGGGGAGAUUAUGCUGACUUGUCUAAGAUCAGUCAAUCUUCGUCUGGCUUUGCUGGAGUCCAGUGCCCAACUUGUGAUAGAUUGGGGUUGCUCCCCUUCCCUAAUUUCAUUCCAGGAGCACCAGGUGCCCUCUCUGGUGCCCCUUACCAUAAACCAGUGGCAAGUGGUUGGGCAACUCACCUGUAUUUCUCCUACCUUAUUGUCUUUUUGCAUUGUCUUUCACAUCCUUGGGCUUUGAAAGGCUGUGAUAUUUUGGAAAGAAACUCUCAUCCCCCCAAGUCCCAUGGUUUGGCCAUGUGUCCUGUCUUUGAUAAGAUGCAUUUCUUUUCCAGUGAUGAAAAACUAAAGGUGAUCACAUUCUGAGCUUUAAAUGUAGACACACUUUUUCCUUUCCUUUCUGAGCAACUUCUAAGCUUUUGUCAUAAUCCUACUCGUGUGAUGUGCUCUUGCACCCAACUGGACAAAAUCACUAUUUAAUUUGCAAUGAUGGUGUUUGUUCCAUCACUGUCCUGUGUCUGUUACAUCAGUGUGAGACUCCUGUAAAUGCACAGAGGAUGCUCAGGGGGCUCGGGCCACUGUUUGAAUCUGUGCUCCAGUGGGGGAACCCUCCUGUCCUGCACACUUUGCCACAAUAGCUGCUUUUGCUAGAGGUUUAUCACCUGUGGGUUUAUAUCUGUGCCCUGCUUGCAGACUUGCUUUCCUUGGAGGAGGUGUGCUUGAUGUUUUGAACUCAGGAAAUCUGAGACUGUCUUUCUCCCUCUCUCUCUCUCUCCCAAUUUCUUUCUUUAUCUAUUUCCCUAACUUUUUUAUGUGUCAGCAAAAAUGUGUAAUAAAAAAAUGUAAU